GGCUCAUCGUUAUUGAUAUGCACAUGGGCAAUCAGAUCAAGAUAAUGGUUGUUUUAACUUAUGGGCAAGUGGGUAAAUGCAAAAGUGAAACUAAACAAAGGAGAGAAGAAGGGAUUGUCUACAAUCACUCCCGUUUCAGGGAAUUUUGGGUUCUGGCUCUUUGAAGGCCGAACACGGAUAGGCGAAUAGCAAUGUGUUCAAGCAUUGCUCAGGCUGAGUUAGGAAUUGGGCUAUCGUUAUCGUGAACCGUCUAGGAGAGAAAGCUGUUGCCUGCCAGCUUCAGUGGCCUGUGCAGUGUGCAUCAGAUAUUUUGGGCCAUUGUGCCGACUGUGGACCAAACUCCAUAGAUUCGUGUUGCUAAACGCAUUCCAACAUCAAUUUUGGUUGCCCUUUUUUGUAUUUACUUUUUCCAUUCCCAAUGUCCAUAGAGAUGGAGUAUAUCAUGCUUUUCUGAUUCAUUUCAUCAACUCACAGCGAUGUUGAUGCCCAACUCUUACUCUAAAUUUGGGGUAGGUCUAUCCCCAGUUUUAAAGGUCGGGAUGAGCCCAGUUCAUCUUUUUCUUUUUGGUUUAAUUUUCAAAUUUGCCUUUCAAGUUCUAAUGAUAGCAAAGAAAAUAACGUAUAAAAUGUUCUCAUCAGCAGGUUUAACUUUUUUCCAAAUGCAUCAGGAAAUUGAUUUAUACGGUAAAAAUUGGAGGAUUCUUUAACAGAAAUGAAGACAAUAUUGUAGCACUUACCUCCCAGUUGGAGCUCUACGUCUGUCAGAUAAUUUAUUUAUUUUAAUGUGAUGUUGAGAGUUUGCAUCAUUUAAUUUUUCUUUGGAGGGAGAGUCAAAUCAUAUGCUUUGUCGUCGGCAUCUUUUGAGGUUGAUAUAUCACUUAUCCUCUGGGGGUCUUAUUUUUGCCUUUGGCUUUUUCUUUCCGGAGCAUUGCUGCUUCCAUUAAUCAUAUCCCGAUGUUUUGGUUUUAUUGUCAUUUACGAUCUAUUUCGGCUGAAAUAGCAACUCUAAUCUCUCCCUAGUUGAGUUGAUACUGCUAGUUUGAACGGUUAAAAUGGGUAAAAAACAUGUACCAGAAAAUCUACUCUUUUGUAUUAAAAAAAAGUGAAAAAAAAAUCGAAAUCCUCCACAUUAACACGUGUCAAGAGCUGAAACAUAUGACAUAAUCUCUAUCCUACAAUCGCGAAACAGGUUACUAUUUCUCCUCGAUCUCCCCGGCCAUAUUACCGCAGUUUCACUUUAUUCUCUUUGCUCGUUCACUGUCCCAAUCCUAAAGCUAAAAUUGUCAAUUUGCUGCUCUCUCUAAUUCAAUUUUUAUCCAAAAGAAACGAAAAUUCAGAGCUAAAAAUUCAAUGGGUCCUGAGUCGAGCUCCGCAACAACAUCAUCAUCGACGCCAUCCCCAAGUGGGAAACGAAGCAGAGAUCCUGAAGAUGAGGUUUAUCUUGACAAUCUCCACUCUCACAAGCGUUAUCUCAGUGAGAUAAUGGCGUCUAGUUUGAAUGGAUUAACUGUUGGGGACCCACUUCCUGAAAAUCUAAUGGAAUCUCCGGCUAGGUCUGAAGGCAUGUUCUAUCCCAGGGAUGAAAUGUUGUGGCAAUACUCACCGAUGUCAGAAGAUUCAGAUGACUCUAGAUUUUGUGAGACGCCUAUGAACAGUUGCUUUUCCCAUUCUGACAGCUUGCCUACUAGUCCUGUUUCCCCACAUAGAUAUCAAAGACCACUGAAUGGUUUCUGCUCUGCUCCUUCAACUAGUUCAUACCCUUCACAUGGGAAUGUCAAUUCUGUUGCUUGUUCACAGCCUCGCCAAAGAGGCUCAGAUACAGAGGGCCGGUUCCCCUCCUCACCAAGUGAUAUUUGCCACUCUGCUGACUUAAGGAGGGCAGCACUCUUGCGGUCUGUACAGAUGAGAACACAGCCUUCUGGUCCAUCAUCAUUCGAAUUGCCAUUUGGUUCAGGCCAAGAGAAUGUGCCUAAUAUUGAAGUUGAGGAGCGGCCUUGCUCAUUUAUGAAGUCGUUAGUUGAUGAUAGAGAAUAUCAGAUUGAAGAGUGUUCUUCAUCGGGUAUCUCAGAGCCUGAAUUUAGUCGAGAGAAAUCUUGCAGAGUGUCAAAGAUGAAUUUGAAAGAGGAUGAAUCCGGGGUUUAGAUGCUUUAAGAAAUGACUGAUAAAACCCGGCUCGGGCCUCAUUUGGACCUACCUUCAUUGUAGAAUUGGACCGAUUGUUGUAACAUGUAAUAAAUUUUUGUGGAGAGCGAGUCGCAAGGCCAUACUUUUUUGGUUCAUCAUCAACAGCAUCAAAUUUAUGAGUUAGCAUCUGCUGUUUCUUUGUCCUGAAUGGAAAAUUGGCUACGCGGUCUGCACCAGUCUUGUGGUCGAACUUUUCAUGACUAGAAAUUGAUCCCUGAAUAAAUUGUAUAGUCUGUUUCAUCUUCUUUCUUGUGAUUUAAAUCUGCUAAAAUUCUUCAAUAAUUAUCAUUUGAUUUGCAGGCAGGUCCACAUUCAUAGCAAAAAUUAAUUUCAGAAUCUCAGAUAAGUUAUCCAGAAGCUGGUCAGGAUUAUGCUUUGGUAGGUCUAAUUGUCAAUUUAUCCAAGCUUUGUUAAAGGAGCGUGUUAAUAGAAUAAGUUGAAAAGUGAAAAACCAAACAAAAGGAGGUUAGCAUGCCCUGGU
Messenger RNA from Durio zibethinus, 2665 nucleotides. RefSeq lists its product as uncharacterized. The record is from RefSeq and is a predicted model, not a curated record. NCBI's taxonomy places the organism in Eukaryota, Viridiplantae, Streptophyta, Magnoliopsida, Malvales, Malvaceae.